UGCGAGUCCCUGAAUAUUAGGGAGGUGCAAUAUUAAAUCAGCGAGUCCCUGCAUCAUAUACACAUUCCAGAACGUAGUGGAAUGACUGCUGGAACAGGCCAGGCAUGAGCGGCGCACACCUGGACGAAUGGCAGCGGAGGUCCUUUGACAUUUCAUCUGGCAACAGUACACCUGAACAGACGGCCGAUGCCUACCGGGCCCACAUCCUCUCCAUUCAGUAUGCAUGGGCAAGCUCCCAGCUCUCUCAGGCCGGCAUGGCCAGCCUGCUCAGGACUUACUCCGAGCGUUACGCCGCUGUGCUGGACUCGGAUGACCCCCGCACAGGGCUUAACAACUAUGCAGAGAGCGCACUCCAUCUGGCCCGCAGUCAGAAGAACUACAGCGACAAAUGGGAGUCGUCCCUGACCACGGAGAGUGUGCUGCAGUUGCCCAGCGUUCAGAGGAUGAUUCAGGCAAGGACGGAAGGAGAAAGUUUCCCAGUGGCACCAGCUGAUGUGAACAUAACUGUGGGACACGAGAGCAGAGGCAGCUCCCUCUCUGCUCCCUUCACUGGAGUCAGGUCAGAGGCUGCAUUGUUUAAAAUUUUAGGACCCCCACAGCCUAAAUCAGAAGUUAACAACACUGCCAGUAUUCCUGCUAAUAUUUCUGCUGAGAGGCCAAGAGGUUCAGACGUGAUCUCAGGCAAUCCAAACUCAUUCUUUCAACCUCCAGCCCGACCACAGUCUGUGUUUAGUCAUCCCUCUUCAGCUCUUCCACAGGUGAACCCUGGACCUGCAGGGUGUAAUCAAAACUAUCAAUCCUCCUUCUUUCCCACAUCCAACCCAUCUAAACGCAAGAACUUUUAUAGCCCAGAUGGAGGGGAUGGUGGCAGAGGGCAACAUGGAGGUCAAGGAGGCACUGACCCACGAGCUGGAAGCAACUUCAAAACAGCUCGCGAGCAGUUCAUUGUUGAUCAGCACAAAAAGCAUUCCCAUCAGCCCCAGAGAGGUCAGGCCCCUGGGAUGGCAGCAACUGUGAAGAAAUCUCUGGGUACUAACAGGCCUCGAGGUGCAUUUUCAAAGUUUGUGUCUCCAAUCCCACGACAGGAAGAAGAAGAAAGUGUGCCGAGCCGUAAUUCAAAUCAGGAACCUCAAAUCCUGGACGAGCGUCUGAAGAACUUUGAGCCAAAGAUAGUUGAGCUGAUCAUGAGUGAGAUCAUGGACCACGGGCCUCCUGUUGCCUGGGAUGACAUAGCAGGCCUGGAGUUUGCCAAGACCACCAUAAAGGAGAUUGUGGUUUGGCCCAUGCUGCGACCUGACAUCUUUACUGGCCUCCGUGGUCCACCUAAAGGCAUCCUGUUGUUUGGACCACCGGGGACUGGAAAAACUCUGAUAGGAAAAUGUAUCGCCUGUCAGUCAGGUGCCACCUUCUUCAGCAUCAGCGCUUCAUCGCUUACCUCCAAGUGGGUGGGUGAAGGAGAGAAAAUGGUGCGAGCCCUGUUUGCCAUCGCCCGCUGCCACCAGCCUGCUGUCAUUUUCAUUGAUGAAAUUGACUCCCUGUUGUCCCAGCGGACAGACGGGGAGCACGACUCAUCACGCAGGAUCAAGACUGAGUUCCUGGUUCAGCUGGACGGGGCUGCCACUGCAGCCGAGGAUCGCAUCCUGGUGGUGGGCGCGACCAACCGGCCCCAGGAGAUUGACGAGGCUGCCCGUCGACGCCUGGCAAAGCGGUUAUACAUCCCCCUGCCUGAAGCAGCUGCCCGACGCCAGAUAGUGACAAACCUAAUGGCUCGAGAGAAGAACCAGCUGAGAGAGCAUGAGCUGGAGAGCGUGGUAACAUCCGCAGAGGGCUUCUCCGGAGCGGACAUGACUCAGCUGUGUCGAGAGGCGGCACUGGGGCCAAUACGCAGCAUCCAGCUCAGUGAUAUCGCCACCAUCACCGCUGAUCAGGUGCGACCAAUCCUGUACGGUGACUUCCAGGAGGCCCUGAAGACUGUUCGACCGAGCGUCUCCACGAAAGACUUGGAGCUGUACGAAGAGUGGAAUAAGACUUUUGGAUGUGGACGUUAAACUUGGUUUCUCAACCUCAUUAUCACCUACUCGUGUUCAGGCGCUAGAUGUUAUUUAGAACCAAACAGUUUAGCCCUGGUCAGAAUAGCACUAACGCCUUACGCUGCCGUAAAAUUACUUUACACAGUCUCACAACAACCUUCCAUAUAUAAGCUUCACAAAGAUCCUUCUCUAAAUGCAGAGGUGCGUGUUAGGUUGUCUUGUAUUGUUUGUUAUUCAGUACAAAUGGCCUGAUGGUUUGUGAUCCAUUUUAUUUUACUCCUCGUGUUCCGGCUGCUGUAAUUUGGAAGAAAAUAUAAACACAAGUUGCUAGGAGAGGAAUGUGUUAGCAUAUUUUGUGAAAUGUCUGAAAUGCAGCCCAUACAUCUGUUCUAAUUAUCCUCACUGAGAGAAUUUUCUCAGCACAUUGUUCCCAGCAGGUUGUAUUAUACAUUCAAAUGAUUUUCAGGCGUUCGUAUCGCCUGGUCUGCUUUGUUCAGCUGCUAAUUCACCUGUUGCUUUGUGAUUUGUGAGUUGUGCACAUGAACCGUGUUCCAGACGAAGCAGGGAUUCUGUUCUAUGUUGCUUUAUAGCAAAUUGCAUGGUUUUUGUAAUACUUUGAGGAUUGACAUUCAGCAUUUGUAACCUUCUUUUCCAGAGAUAUUCUCAUCUGUAUUAUAUAAAACAUGUCAGGAGUUAAACCUUUAUCCUGGUUUCAGUUAAUAGCCAAAUUUGUGUUUUUCCCCACUAAUAAAUUAAAAUGUUGCUUCGUU
Molecule: messenger RNA, 2800 nt
Organism: Stegastes partitus (bicolor damselfish)
Lineage: Eukaryota; Metazoa; Chordata; Actinopteri; Pomacentridae
Gene: fignl1
Product: fidgetin-like 1
Exons: 2
Coding region: 105-2048 (647 amino acids)
Molecular function (GO): microtubule severing ATPase activity; ATP binding; ATP hydrolysis activity
Source: RefSeq, a predicted model, not a curated record